AUGUACGCGUCCAAGUCAGCCGUCGGUUCAGCAUUGCUGUUCUCUUUGGCUUCUGCCAUGCCAAAUCUUCGUCCUAGACAGACAGAUUCUGCCCUCGAGCCUUGGGUGACCGUUAACGAAGACGGCAAGCCAAGUACUGUUACGCCCGUUCUUAGCACCAUCAGCGGAACUCCUACCGUUAUAUCGGGCGCUCCUCAUGAUUUGACCGCAACUGUCUUUACCGAGACCAACUACGGGAAGGUUUCAACGAGCACCGGGACCGCUCCGAUUCCUACUGCAACCGGUGGUUCAGCUGGAGCUGGCUCGUUCCCCGUUUGCCACAAUAAGGAUGGUGACCAUGCUCCGUGGUGUCAACCGACCCAGGAGACACCAUUAUAUGUUGGUACAACAUACUACUUUACAUGGGACACAUCGUACUUCUCCGUUCCAAACACGACAAUUUUAGUCCAGGGUAAUUAUCUCAACGAGACAACAGGUGAAAUCACCGACCAAGCUUUCGAGUCGCCUAAGUGGUCCGCAUCUUGGGGUUUCUGGAGCUACAAGAUUGAAAGCAGUCUAUUGAAACACCAGUCCGGCAAGAAUAUCACGCUGCAGCUUGCCACUUUAACCGCGCAAGGCAAUUCCAGUGAUAUUAUCCCGGGUCCUACUAUCCUAGUUACGGACCACCCUGGACCUCAGCCGGAAACCGGCAAGACGCCCGAUAUGCGCGCAUUAGUAAUUGCCCUACCAACUGUGCUCGGUUUCGUUGCUCUGUGUCUUGUCGGAACUUGUCUAUGGCACAGAAGGGAUCGCCAGAUUGGCCUUGGAAACAUCAUGUCUCGCAGCAGAAAUGGAUAUGGUGUUGGCAAGAGCUCGCGAUCCCGGAUGGGCCUCGGCAAGAAGAAUAAGGCCAACGAGCGUAUUCAAUUGAUGCAGCGGGAGGUCGAGGCCGAUGGUGGCGAGGUCUACCAUGACGAGCCUGACCGCCCGCGACGGGAUUCGGAUGCCCUAGGUAGCCUAGCCGGGACACCAACUGAAGAACGGCGUAUGGAUUUCCGGGAGCAGCAAGACCGAAACAUGUUCCGAGAGGAAUUAAGAAGACAGAAUGAGAGACCGUAG
Messenger RNA from Daldinia childiae, 1098 nucleotides. RefSeq lists its product as uncharacterized. NCBI's taxonomy places the organism in Eukaryota, Fungi, Ascomycota, Sordariomycetes, Xylariales, Hypoxylaceae. The transcript has 2 exons. Bases 1 to 1098 code for a protein of 365 amino acids. The record is from RefSeq and is a predicted model, not a curated record.